Messenger RNA from Trypanosoma theileri, 4002 nucleotides. RefSeq lists its product as uncharacterized. The transcript has a single exon. Lineage: Eukaryota; Euglenozoa; Kinetoplastea; Trypanosomatida; Trypanosomatidae. Bases 1 to 4002 code for a protein of 1333 amino acids. The record is from RefSeq and is a predicted model, not a curated record. Gene Ontology annotation, molecular function: protein binding.
AUGACGGUUGUGCCCAAACCCGGCGAUGUCUUCCACGGCGAGGACGGCAGUGUCUCUGUGGUGCUGCCGGACAUGUGCGACCCGAACGUGGAGCCGACCCGCGAGGAGGUGGAGGAGUACGCGGAGUGGCUCGGCAUCGACGUGCAGCGGGAGCCGCAGCUGCUGGGAAUUGCGCGCGAGGGCCUCAUGACGCCGCUGCCGCCGGAGUGGCGGGCCUGCCGGACGGGGGAGGGCGAAGUGUAUUACUUCAACUUCCACACCGGCGACAGCAGCUGGGACCACCCGAUGGAUGAGGUCUUCAAGCAGCGCGUGGAGGCCGCUCGCGGGAGGCCCGCAGGCAUGAGGGAAGAGGGAAAGGGAAAGGAAAAGAAGAGUAAAACAACAACCGCCUCCUCCACAGCGUCAUCAAGCAUCACCACAACAGGGAGUGGAGAGGGAAGACGAUUAGAAAAGGGAGCGGCGGGAAAUGUGGAGUCGCCAAAGUGGGCGGGAAAGAAUAUAAACACCACCACCACCAUCGCAGCACCAUCGAGUCUGUCAAAGGCACCACUCUCUUUACAAAGAGGGAAUGCAUUAGGACAACCAACACCUACCGUGCGAUUGGGACGAUUAGGGGCAUUAGGAACACCAGCAGCCACACAGCGUAUUCAACCAGAUGUGAGUGAUUUGUUCACAUCCCCCACUGCGAAAACAGAUCGUGCACUCACCCGGUUUAAUCUUGGUGGAGGAAAUAGUAGCAACACUACGAACAUCAACACCACCAACAAUAAUAGCAACAACAUGAUUCAUAAUAGUAGUACUGGUGGUGGUAUGGGGAGUGGUAUUAUUAGCAGCCCUACGUUUGGUGGAUUAAAUAUUGGACUUGGUAAACAAACAAAGACGGUUGAUGGUGCAAAAGAUCUGGAAGCCCAUAUUCGUCAACGUGUUAAUGACGAAAUAGAGGCACGUCGACGUGCUAUGCGAUUACGUUAUGAGAAGGAAUUAAAUGAUGAGAGUGAAAUAACAGCCGCAGCUUUAGAGAAGGCCAAAUUGGAGAAUGAACGUAAACUCACUAUAGAAGAACAACAACAGCAACGGGGAGAACAGAAUUCACAGACAGAAUUGCAAACAAAGCAGAGGGCAUUAGAACGGCAAUAUGAAGAAACAAAUGAGCGGGUAACUUCACUUCGGAAUAAACUGCAACAACAGAAAAGUACAUUGGAGAAUAAAUUGAAUCAGGCUAUAGCGGAGGCAAAGGAGAAAUUGCAGAGAAAUCAUAACGAGAGCUUAGCAAAAAAACGUGAGAUGUCAGCAGCUACUCUAAAAAAUGAAAAAGAAAAGUUAACCAAUGGCUAUGCGAAAGACCUUGAGGUUCAAAGCAAGAUUUCAGAACGAAAGAAAACUGUAAGCGUGGAGAACUUUGAAAAGGAACUUAAUACAGCACGGUUAAAACGUAUAGAGGAACUUGCGGCGAAACGAAAAGAAGCAACUACUACUAGUACUAGUACUAGUACUACUAUUAAUAAUAAUAAUAAUAGUACAUCAAAGUCUGUGGAAGAAGCCCAAAAGGCGUAUGAGGCGGCUGUAGAAAAGGCAGCUUCUGAGGCGACCACAUCCCUGGAAACACUACGCCGUGAUUAUACCGCUAGAGUAGAGAAACUACAGGCAUCAAAGGAUGAAAAGAUACGUGCAAAAGAAGCGGCAAAGCGAGCAGAAAUGGAAAGUACACCUGCCGAUAAAUUGGCUAAGCAGAAGGAACAAGCGUCACUUGUGGAAGCAGAAGAGGCACGAUUACGAAAGGCAUUAAAUGAGAAAAUUGCCAAAUAUGAGGAGGAAACACGUCGAAUAGUGACAACUAAACAAGCAGAAGCUAAUAGUGUUAAACCAACACCUACACCUACACCUACAAAAACCCCAACCCCAACCACACCAUCAGUUAACACUGAGAAUAAUAAUAAUAAUAACAAUAAUAACAGUGUUAAUGCUGGAAAUAGUGGGAAGAGUAAUAGUCAGGUUCGUCCAUCACCCAGUAUUAUACAGGAACAACGUCGUUUUGAAGUGGCUUCUCGUCAGCUGGAUGCAAAGCACGAUCAAACAAUGAUGCGUAUUCGCAAUGAACACACAAAGGCACUUCGUGAUCGUAAUAUAUUUGAUCCACGUGAAUCUCCUGAGUAUUCAGCUUUAGUGCAAGAGCAACAGAAGGCGUGGCUUAGUGAACAUCCCGCUCCCACACAGACUUCACCAGCACAGGAUUCCUUCUCAUCUAAGACCGGAGUCGUAACCACACCAACAUCAUUAUCAUCAGUAUCGACGAAAGGUGAAAAGGAACAGCAAAAACCCACCAAUGUUGGUACUCCUGGUGUUGGUAGUAGUAGUAGUAAUUGCAGUAGUACUGGAAAGGAUGGAAAGAAGACGAAGCGUGAGCAACAACUCGAAGAAUUAGGGGCUACAUUGGAAAAGGAAGUGAAAGAGGCCAUUGAUGCAUAUCGUGCUAAACGAAUGGAAGAGAUUCGAGCUGAACUCACAAAGUACCGUGAGACACUGGCGGAACAAGAACAAAAACGAUUAUCAAAUCUUUCUGCUAACAUCAAUGCAGAGGCAGAAGCGAAGGCACGCGCAAAAUAUCCAUUGCCAUUACCAAUAUCAUCUCCUCCUCCUCCUAAUACUACUAAUACUACUAAUACUACUACGGCGAAUAAGGAUAAAUCAUCAUCAGCAGCAGUAGGAACAGAGAAACCCCAAAAGACUUUAUUACCGAAUGUGAAUACGGUAACAAUAGAAGAAGCGAAAAGACGUGAGGACGAGUUAAGACUGCGUUUACAGGCACGUAUUGAUAUUCUGCAAGAAACUCUACAACGUGCAGAGUUGGAACUUCAACAAAAACUCGAUGAAGCUCAACGAAGAACCACAUCAACUGUAAAUGCAAAAGUUGUUUCUUCACCCACAGCGACUGUUUGGCAACGUCCACCUCCUGUUCCUACAACAACAACAGCAGCAACAACAAUUCCAGGGAUGAUUUCAAAUCGUCAGGAACAAGUUUGUACUCCACAUUUCAGUCAACUACAACCUCAAUCCACACAACUACCACAACCACAAUCAUGUAGUUUCUCUACACCUGUGCUUAAUCGAACCUUCUCUACUAUUGCCCCUGUGAAUAGUCUAUGGAGUAGCGCCCGUCCGAGUCCAACACAUCAAUUCUCUUGGCUUGAUACCGCCAACACAUUUCCCACUCCUCAGUUGAACGAACGCCAGGAUGGACCAACACAAGAACGACUAAUAGAUAACCCAACAACAACAACGAAUGUAGUUCCUCAAAAAGAUCUUGUUUUCGAAGAUCGACUGCGUCGUGCCAAGUUAUUACUAAAAGAAAGAAAAGAUCAGUUACGUAUACAACAAAACCGCAUGAGGCGGGCCCGUGAAGUAUGGCUGCGGGAUAUGAAGGAUUGCCAUAAACGACACGAUCGUGAACGUGCAGUGUUGUUGCGUCAAAUUAAAGUAGCCCUUGAACAGAAGGCACAACAACUCAAUCAUGAAGUGAUGGAUUUACGAUCUGCGUCUGCAUGGAUUCUUGAUCGCGAAGCGCAGUAUAAAGAAUCAUUAAACCCGCAACAACGAACUACACAUCCUUUAUAUUAUUCUUCUUCUUAUACUCCUGCUGCUAUUCCCACUGGUGGUGAAUCAAAGCAGAUUAUUGAAUUACUACAGAGUAUGCUGGCACGUACAGAGAUGUUGGAAUCAUACAUUAAAUCCCCACAGCAGUAUAGUAUCCUUCAAGACCCCACUAAGAGUCGAUUUCAACAACAACAACAACAACAAGAAGAAGAAGAAGAAUAUGAAGAAGAUGAUGAAAGAGAAGAAGAAAAAGGACGACGACGAAAUCAUCAUCGUGAACAGAAACGACAUGCAGUAUCACCGCAACCACGCCGUCCACGUAAUCAUCACGUGGACGCCUUGGCAUUAGGCUCAGACGCCACUCAAGGUGAUAUUAGGCGGUGGCUGCAGGAACAGCAGCUGGCAUUGUGA